This is a messenger RNA of Eufriesea mexicana, 3141 nucleotides long. RefSeq names its product integrin alpha-8. The transcript is spliced from 19 exons. Gene Ontology annotation, biological process: cell adhesion mediated by integrin; integrin-mediated signaling pathway; cell-cell adhesion. The record is from RefSeq and is a predicted model, not a curated record. The coding region runs from base 32 to 3130 and encodes 1032 amino acids. Gene Ontology annotation, cellular component: external side of plasma membrane; integrin complex. Gene Ontology annotation, molecular function: integrin binding. NCBI's taxonomy places the organism in Eukaryota, Metazoa, Arthropoda, Insecta, Hymenoptera, Apidae.
UAAGUUCGAACUUGUGACAGAAGUUCGGAAAAUGCUCGUUAAAGAAAUGUUCUUAUUGUUUAUUGGAAUAGCAGGUGGAUAUAACAUAGACAUAGAUUUUCCUUUUAUUGGUCAUAGCAGGAAUACUAAUAACAGUGAUUAUUUCGGUUAUAUCGUACAUCUCUAUUAUGAGCCGAGCUCUCAUACAUCUUGGUACAUAGUCGGAGCGCCGAAAGGAAACUAUUCUGUGCCUUCAACAAAUAUGACCGAACCUGGUGUCGUGUACCGUUGUCCGAUUAAAACUGGUAGCUGUCAAGAAAUUAAACCAAAAAUAAUCAAAAACGAGGAACGACACCUGGCACAACUCAAUUUGAAUUUGUUCAUACGAAAGCAAUACGGCUGGUUCGGAAGUGCAAUUUCUAUAGACGAGAUAAAUGGAAUUUUAACUGUGUGCGCACCACGGACAAUUGUGGUACUUUUAUCAGGUAUCAAUUUGGAAACCAUGCAGGGGAUGUGUUACAGCGGAGCAGUUUCUUCGAAUGAGUUGUUCAUCGAAGAUAAGGAUCUUCAGACUCACGAUUUCAAGAGGCCAUUUUGGUACAAUCCCAUGCAUGGUUUUUCUGUUCAUUAUCCUUCAGCAAAGAGAAAUGAAGAUAAAAAGGAUAGGAAGAUCAUGAAAAUAAAUCGCAUUGUUGGAGAACCGAAACAUGAGUCUUCUGGAACUGUAGAUAUAACGUACGCAAAUAAGAACGUGACUAUAGAGUAUCCGUCAAAUGAUGACUUAUCUCAGUUUGGCUACAGCGUUGAGUCCGGUUACUUCUUUAAAAGCGAUCAAUUACUGUUCGCCAGUGGAGCGCCUGGUUGGCGAUAUGUAGGCCUGGUAGGAAUAAUCGAUCCGGCAUCAACUACACCUAUCGUUACAACGUUAUAUGGCACGCAUAUUGGCGAAUUUUUUGGAGCCAGUUUGGCUGUAGGAGAUUUAAAUAAUGAUGGUUUAGAUGAUCUUCUAGUCGGAGCACCUUAUUGGGGAGAAGACAUUGGCAGAGUAUAUGCAUAUCUCGGUACAUCUAAAGGACAGUUUGAAAUUGCUGCAACUUUACAGGGGACCGUAGAGGGAGGUCAUUUUGGAUAUAGCAUAACUAGUGGUGAUUUAGAUGCCGAUGGAUUCGAUGAUAUUAUUGUGGGUACGCCUUGGGAAGAUGAUGGAGUGAUUUAUAUAUUCAAUGGUGGUCCAGAUUUGAAGAAUACGAAUUUACACGUAUCACAACGAAUCGAAGUUGCAGGAAUAUCUAUUCCUCAAAAUGUAUCAAAAAAAAUACAGACAUUUGGCUUUUCAUUAUCAAAACCGGUUGAUAUUGAUCAAAAUCUGUAUUUGGAUAUCGCAGUUGGAGCAUAUAAAACAGGACAUAUUCUAAUACUACGUAGUAAACCGGUAGUGAAAACAGAACUUUUUAUUGAAACUAUACCUGAUACUUUACAAAGAAAUGCUCAGUACUUUUUAGUUAAGAUAUGUCCAAGAUACACCGAAUAUAAGAUUCAAAGUAAAAAAGAAUCUAAGAUCACGAUCAUUGUAGACGAACGUUAUCAACGGACUGAACAAACAAUUUUACAAUUAAAAUCUAAUUUAACAUCGGACACCUGUCUUUCCACUCGAGUUAAUAUUUCGAAAGAUAUACGAGAUUUUAUCGAACCAAUUAGCAUCUUUGCGAAACAUGAAUUUUUACAUAACUCAUCGCGUGCAUUUUGCAAAAUCUGUGCUGUUGAAAAACAAAACAGCCAACCCCAAAUUGCACAAGUUUUACUUCCUUUCAACAUUGAUUGUGGAGAAGACAAAAUUUGUAACUCCAAUAUAUCUGUUACUGCGAAAUUUCAUAAUGUACGACAUAAUGAUACGUGGGUCAUUGGCUCAAACGAUAUAAGUUUAGAGAUUAAUUUAAAGAAUCACGAAGAACCUGCGUAUCUUACCAUGCUCGAGUUCACGUUUCCUGUGGGAGUAAUGUUACGUAGCAUUUUAACUUCUUGUCAGGAAGACGCCUCUAAAGAAAAUUUAAUAGUAAUCUGUGGUAUGGGCAAUCCUAUUUGGAAGGAGGAGGAGAAAAGUGUCAAGCUUGAUUUGGAUAUGAAACACUUAAUUAAUGCAUCGUUAUAUGACCAUAAAUUAGAUUUCCAGAUAACGAUACAAACUCGUAGUAUAAAUCGUGGAAUGAAGCAUGUAGUGAAAAGUCUUAAUUUAGUAAACGAGGUUUCUCUGUCUUUGCAUGGGAAAGCAAAUGAAGAAGCUUACUACGUAUCUACUUCAAACAAAAUUAUUCCAAAUAUUACUUUUCAACAUGCUUAUCAAGUGUAUAAACUAGGAGCAUCACCUAUAGAGGAUGCGCGGCUCGUUGUUAAAGUACCAUUAGCUAUUAAUGACUCAGAUACUUUAAUACACGUGUAUAAACCUCAAGUAUACAUAUCAGGGAAAUUUCUUGAAUGCUCCUCAGAGAGUACACUAUUGGACACUAGAAUAGAUGAAGUUCAAGAGGAGCCAUCUUUAGAUCAGUUUUAUAUGUCUAUGUAUUCAAAUAAAAUGCGACAGGAUAACGUUCAUGCGGUAAACAAAAGAGAUUUAAAAGAAUCAGCUGUACAUUCCUAUGAUGGAAAUAUUAAAUCUCCAGAAACAUUGAACAGUAAUUGGACAAAUGAGAUUAUUUAUAUGAAUUGUUCAAUGUUUAAUGUAAAUUGUAUGACCAUUAUGUGUGAUUUAAGUUUGCUAAAAUCAUUACAAGAUACUGCAAGGAUAGUAAUUAAACUUUUUUUAGACGUUGAUAAACUUAAAGGUAACUUUAGUAACAAUAGAGUUGUUUUAAAAUUCACUACCGAGGCAGGCACAGAAAUAAUAAAACCUGCUGUGAGAUUACAUGUUAAUGAUACCCGAUCUAUGGUAGAAGUUGUGACAAUGUUCUAUAAUAUUCCCAAAAUGGAAGAACUACAGCUAUGGAUUGUUCUUGUUUCUGUUUUAGUAGGAUUGUUGUUGCUAUCUAUAUUUGUUAUAAUUUUAAACAAGUUGGGUUUCUUUAAACGUAAAGGAAAGCAAAACUUAAUGAAUCAAGAAAGUAACGAAGUGAUGGAAAAUGGAACCACAAUUACAACUAAAUCUGAAGGUACCUAAUACUUAGUGGA